Durusdinium trenchii is the source of this 508-nucleotide messenger RNA. The record is from the annotation of a GenBank genome assembly. Lineage: Eukaryota; Dinophyceae; Suessiales; Symbiodiniaceae.
GCUUCGCAAGCCUGUUCGCUGCUUGAAGGUUUGGUGGCCAAUGAUUCGCAUCGACCAAUGGGUCAAGUACUUGGCCUCUCAUCAGCCGAGAUUGUUGCUUGGUGGGCAGUUGCCUGACCCAAAUGGAAAGUGGAAGGAGAUGUUCUCCAAGUUCUGGUCAGACUACAAGGACAUUGGUGGCUCCAGAGUGCACCUGGUCAAUGUGGGGACCAAAGGUCCUGGAGACCCACCAUUCAAGAGCUUUUCCUACAUGCUGCAAAUCCCCGGGUCCCAUGCGCCCAAGUACAUAACUUUGGACUAUCUACACAUCUAUCACCUGGGCUACGGUAUGGAUGCCAGUGCAAGUUCCAUCGUGCUCCUAUGCAAACUAGGCCAUUUUGGCGCAGCAAGAGCCCUGGAUGACAAGUUGGAAGUGGCCUACAACAGGUCUGGGAACACUUUCCCUACCACUGUUGGUGGCAAAGCUUUCGACGUUGGCCUGAUCAUGGCGUGGCUGGAAGAUGAUCUG